AUGGACAAGUUCAAAGCAUCACAGGCCGCUAAUCGACGAAACCCAAAGGCUCCAAUCAAGCUGCCAAUGUGCAUGGCAUGCAGUCCCCGGAGUAGGGACGAGAUGAAAUGCGUCAUGUGCAACAAGGUCAAAGCACUAGAUUUCUUCUCCAAAGCACAACGCAAAAAACCAGAUGAUGCUGAGAAGCAGGACCGUGAAGCAGAUCACGACAAAGAAGUCCAAGAGGUUGAGAUCAUGCAAGACUUGAAGCGAAAGGAACUCGGCCUCGCUACCACCAACACAUAUUCCGCCUCCACUGUACCCAGUAGACUUGAGGCCUCUCGGCUUUCACAAGCACGAUCAGAGCGAUACGAGACCGAUACCAAUCCAGGAAGCUGGGACUGGAACGAUGGCAACAACGACGAAAUCAGUUUGAAUGGAUCUGCCAUGUCAGAGACCUUUUCUCGAGGCACAAGACAGACGACAAAUUCCGGCUGGGACAACUUUCGAGUUGAUGACCGUAUGCGAAACUACUCGAGCGCCGGUUCCCGAGAUAGUCAACGUUUUGCCAAGUCCAAAGCCGAACGCCCGACUGUAGAGGAAAAAGCGUUGGCAUCGCUGGAGCGAGAGAACAGAAGGGCGAGGGAAGAUGAGGAAAACCUUGAACUGGAGGUGAGCGAUAGAGAUGACGAAGAUUCGGAUGAUCCAUACUGA
Messenger RNA from Lithohypha guttulata, 693 nucleotides. RefSeq lists its product as uncharacterized. The record is from RefSeq and is a predicted model, not a curated record. NCBI's taxonomy places the organism in Eukaryota, Fungi, Ascomycota, Eurotiomycetes, Chaetothyriales, Trichomeriaceae. The transcript is spliced from 3 exons. Bases 1 to 693 code for a protein of 230 amino acids.